Ascoidea rubescens DSM 1968 is the source of this 1480-nucleotide messenger RNA. RefSeq names its product 6-phosphogluconolactonase. Gene Ontology annotation, molecular function: 6-phosphogluconolactonase activity. Gene Ontology annotation, biological process: carbohydrate metabolic process; pentose-phosphate shunt. The coding region runs from base 431 to 1192 and encodes 253 amino acids. The transcript has a single exon. The record is from RefSeq and is a predicted model, not a curated record. NCBI's taxonomy places the organism in Eukaryota, Fungi, Ascomycota, Saccharomycetes, Ascoideales, Ascoideaceae.
ACUAAAUUCAACAAACCGAAAGUCUCUCGUUGGCUGGAAGAAAAAAGGGUAGGUGGUAGUUUUCAUAGAAGAAUAUUCACAUUGUAUUCGGGUUCAUCAUCACUGUGCUCGUUGUUUGACCUGGGGUAAUGGCAUUUAAACAGCUCCUCCAACAGCUUCUCCGAUGGACAGUCCACACAACAUCCAAAUCUGCCAAUUCUCGUUAUUGUAUCCUAUUCACUUUUAUCAUUGCUCAGUAAUAUCUUUAUCUCCAAUAAAAGCUCUCGCUUUCGGUGUUGCAAUUGCUGCAAGUCAACCUCGUUGCACGUGAUUUCCGGCCUGUGGUAUGGUUGUUUAUAAGGGAGUUUCUUUCAGCUUUGAGUCUGGAUUUGUGCCAGAUCAUUAAGAUAAUACAUUCUUUGCAGUACCAGAUAUCGUCUUAUAGCUCGCAAUGCCCAACGCCAAACUUUUCUCGUUUUCUGAUCCUUCAAUUGCUCUUGGUGAAUAUAUUUUAUCUAUUCAAAAUGCAGUUUUAGCAACUGGAAAACCCCAUUUUACCGUUGCUGUCUCUGGUGGCUCUUUACCAAAAUCCUUGAAAAAGGCUAUAAUUGACAACAAAACCAUUGCUUCUCAAAUCCAAUGGCCAAAAUGGAAAAUAUACUUUGCUGAUGAAAGAGUUGUUCCUUUGAAUCAUGAAGACUCCAAUUAUGGUUUAAUUGAUACUUACAUCUUAAAGGAAUUGAUUAAAAAACAAGUUCUUGGUCCUGAGGUCUUUGCAAUUAACGAAAAUUUGGUCAAUGACCCAUUAAAAAUUGAUGAUAUUGCAUUAGAAUACGAGUCCUUAUUACCUGAAGAUAAAGAGUUUGAUUUGGUUUUGCUAGGCAGUGGUCCUGAUGGACACACUUGCUCUUUAUUCCCAAACCACCCAUUAUUAAAGGUUACUGACAAAUUCAUUGUUUCAAUCACCGAUAGUCCAAAGCCUCCACCAAGAAGAAUUACCUUUACUUUUCCACUUCUAGCCAACUCUAGUUAUAUUGCUUUUGUUGCUGAAGGUUCAAAUAAAACUGAAAUUUUAUCUAAGAUUUUUGCUAAGGAAAACCAUGGCUUGCCAACGGAAAUAGUUAAUGCCUUGCAAAAACCUAAUGUAUCUUGGUUUAUUAAUGAUGCUGCAGGAAAUGGUUUGCCCGAAGAAUAUUUCUCAAAAUAUAAUUAAUUAAUUACUUUGAUUCUUUAUAGUUUGUUCUUUUUACAUUUUUAUUUUUUUCCUUUUCUUUUUCUUACUUUUUUCAAAAAGCAAGAAAUAUCUAUUUUUGAUUAAAAUUUUUAUUAUUUAAAAUCAUACAUAUUUUUUCCUUUUAAAAAAUCAAAUUAUAGUUAUAAUCAUUCAAAUUAUCUAUCUAUUGGAUCAAUCCGUAGUAAUUCUAUCGAUUCUACCUUCAAGGGCCUUUACCCAUGAUUCUAUUUCUUUUUUAUUUUUAAUGAAAGUUUCCUCCUCUUUAAC